AUGCAUUUCAUUUUCCGUUUAUUGUUAUUCGUUUUUGCCCUUACGAUAGUGGCUCAUUGUCAAGGUGGAGGAGGACGCGGAGGUAGUCGAAGUAGCCGAAGCGGAACAAGUCGUUCACAUCGUGGAGCAAGUACGUGUACAGAUGAUAAAUGUCGCCGUCAAAACAUGAUUAAAGAUUAUAUCAGUAUGGGCGGCAUUUUCUUUAUAAUAGCCGUAGCUUUUUACUUAAAAUGGUCCAACGGUAGACCGGCACAAUCCAUCGUGACUUAUGUUAAUUCAUCGGCAGCUCUAGUUGAUGAGCAACAUUUGAAUCAGUUUGAGUCGGGCAUAUGGUCAAGUCGAUAUUAUCAGUAUAAUAAAUGGCAUGGACCUUAUCUAAUUUCGCUCUCAUUCAAUUCUGAAGCAUUUACCGUGGGAGGCUCUGGGUUGGAUGAUAUUGGCGCGUACACCAUUGAAGGUCUCUACUCAGGAAAAACCAAUCGAAUCGGACUGACGAAGACAUACCAAAAGGGAACAGGUGAUCCAACACAGAAUCUUGGACAUGAUGCUACAAUUCAGCUUAGCUGGAACACGAGUCAGAGUCUAUUCGAAGGAAAAUGCGUGACAGUUCGAAUUUAUGCUGAAAUGUGUCAUGGAAUGGCUCAAUAUGGUCGAUGCUCAACAAAUAGUCAAUGUGGAUGUUUGCAUAGAUUAACUACGAAUCAUAGUGGCAUUUGCGGUUUAAUAGGGUUAACUUGUUCUCAGUUGGUUUCGUGUGCCGCAUCAAAUAAUAUUUGCUAUCAACCUAAUCAUAUAUGUGUUCAUCAUCCUCGAUGCAACACUCGUCCACUUUGUUAUCCAUUGUCGAUGACAGAUGAACGGCUGUGCCCUGCUAGACCGAGGCCCGGUGAUGGUAUUUGUGAACAUGCGACGUGGUCUCGAAUGGGCAUUACAGUAGCUGGUGGCAACGGCGUAGGAGAUGGACUCAAUCAAUUGGAUCAACCUUUCGGAAUUUUCGUUAAUGAAAAUCAAACUGUGUAUGUUGCCGAUUUCGCCAACCAUCGUAUUGUCAAAUGGGAUCGUAAUGCAUCUACUGGCCAAUUAGUUGCUGGUGGAAAUGGACAAGGAGGCCAUAGUAAUCAAUUGUAUUACCCAUCCGAUGUUACUGUUGAGCAGGACGGAACCAUGUACAUAAGUGACGGUUAUAAUUUUCGUGUUCAAAAAUGGGCCCGAGAUGCCCAAAGUGGAGAAACAGUGAUAGGAAAAAUAUCCGUUCAUGACAUAGCACAAGAUGAUCAAGGAACACUCUAUGUGUCUAUUCCAGAACGAGGCGAAAUAUCAAGAUGGCUUCCUAAUGCAAUCGUUGGAGAAGUGAUGAUUUUAAAUUUUAGUCGCCCUCUCGACUUAGUCGUAGAUCGGAAUCGAUUAGUCUAUGUGGCUGACAAUGCCAAUCAGCGAAUUCUAAAAGUAAAUUUUGAAAAAAGAGAAGUAUCAGUUGUUGCUGGUGGAUCUCAUGGAAAUGGCACAGAUCAGUUAUCAUCGCCGAAUGGUGUUGCGGUCGAUCAGUUGGGUACUGUUUACGUGGCUGAUACUGAUAAUCGACGUGUAGUACGUUGGCCACGUGGAGCUACAUCUGGUAGUAUCAUUGCCGGUGGUCGUGGUCCAGGCUCGGAACCAGAUCAAUUUGAUGAUCCUACUGAUUUAUCAUUUGAUCUUGAAGGAAAUCUUUAUGUAGUCGAUCCUAGUAAUCAUCGUGUACAAAGAUUUGCGAUUGAUAAGAGCCUAUGUUGA
Messenger RNA from Rotaria socialis, 1770 nucleotides. The record is from the annotation of a GenBank genome assembly. NCBI's taxonomy places the organism in Eukaryota, Metazoa, Rotifera, Eurotatoria, Philodinida, Philodinidae.